AUGCGCCCCAAUCCGAAGCAACUAGUCGAUUUCUUCUCUCGCUCGCUCUCAUCGUUCCACUCAUCGCCAGAUGUCUUCCGGGUCCUGUGCACGCUGCCGCAUCACGGCGGGAGCAGCAGCAGCAGGGAGCCAGCUCCGCGGCCAUCGAAAUCAAAUUCGAAGCUGCGGCAGAGAUUAGUGGUGCUAGACUCGAGCUUCAAUCCGCCGACGCGGGCCCAUGCUGAGAUGGCAAAGUCGGCUCUUGAGUGGGCAUCUUCUUCUUCGUCGUCGUCUUCACCGAGAUUGAUGCUGUUGUUGUCUGUGAAUAAUGCGGAUAAGGCGCCCAAGCCGGCGAGUUUCCCGACGCGGCUGGGGAUGAUGGAAGGGUUUGGGCAUGAGCUGUUGAAGAGCCUCGCCGCUACAAAUGAAGAGGGGCGGCCGGAGAUUGACCUGGCGGUGACGAAGAUGCCGUUUUUCCACGACAAGGCGAGGGCGAUUGCCGAGAGCGGGUUCUACGCCGCCGGAGGAUAUCCAGAGCCGGAGCAGAUUUUCCUAGCAGGCUUUGAUACCGUGAUUCGGAUAUUCAAUCCAAAGUAUUACAACACGGGCGGAAUGAGGGCGGCGCUCGGGCCGUUUUUCGAGAGGGCGAGACUACGGGUGACGAUGAGGACGGAUGAUGAGUGGGGCGGGGAGGAUGAGCAGUUGGGAUAUGUGAAGGGGCUUGGAGAGGGCGGGUUGGAUGAGGUUGGGGGGGAUAAGGCGUGGGCUGGAAGGGUGGAUUUGGUGGAGGGGAGGAAGGGGAGUGAGUGA
Trichoderma atroviride IMI 206040 is the source of this 789-nucleotide messenger RNA. RefSeq lists its product as uncharacterized. Gene Ontology annotation, molecular function: ATP hydrolysis activity; nicotinamide-nucleotide adenylyltransferase activity. Gene Ontology annotation, cellular component: nucleus; cytoplasm. The record is from RefSeq and is a predicted model, not a curated record. NCBI's taxonomy places the organism in Eukaryota, Fungi, Ascomycota, Sordariomycetes, Hypocreales, Hypocreaceae.